GCAAAGCCCGGGCCGGGCUGGGACUGCAACUCCCGGCAGUCCCCGCGGGCCGCGCCCGCCCGGGCGGUGCCGGGAAUGCGGGCGGCUGGCGGAGCCAUGGCGUCCUUCCGCCUUGCUCUUAUCCAGCUUCAUGUAUCUGCUGUUAAAUCAGAUAAUCUCCAACGAGCCUGUGGACUGGUGAGAGAAGCAUCAGCUAAAGGAGCAAAACUUGUGGCUCUACCUGAAUGCUUUAAUUCUCCAUAUGGAACUCAAUACUUUAAGGAGUAUGCAGAGAAGAUCCCUGGGGAAUCAACACAAAAGCUGUCAGAAGUUGCAAAGGAGUGCAGUAUAUAUCUCAUUGGAGGAUCCAUUCCAGAAGAAGAUGGUGGAAAGCUCUAUAAUACAUGUACUGUCUUUGGGCCUGAUGGUGCUCUGCUGGCAAAGCAUAGGAAGGUUCAUUUGUUUGACAUUAAUGUUCCUGGGAAGAUACAGUUCAAAGAGUCUGAAACACUGAGUCCAGGGAAUAGUUUCUCCAUGUUUGACACGCCAUACUGCAAAGUGGGCCUGGGCAUCUGCUAUGAUAUGAGAUUUGCUGAGAUGGCUCAAAUCUACGGCCAGAAAGGUUGCCAACUGCUGAUAUAUCCAGGGGCUUUUAACAUGACAACAGGACCGGCUCAUUGGGAACUCUUACAAAGGGGACGAGCUGUUGAUAAUCAACUCUAUGUAGCUGCUGUAUCUCCUGCUAGAGAUGAAAAAGCAUCCUAUGUUGCCUGGGGACACAGCACUGUAGUAAAUCCUUGGGGUGAAGUCAUAGCCAAAGCUGGGGCUGAGGAAACAGUUGUAUACACAGAUAUAGAUCUAAAGAAACUUGCAGAAAUACGUCAACAAAUUCCUAUUUUAAACCAGAAGCGUUGUGAUCUCUAUGGUGUAGAGAUGAAAAAGUGAAGCUGGGUGAAGAGGGAAGGUUCAGCUGUCACAAUGGCUGUUGCCUUCAUCUUUGGAAGGAUUUCCUUAGUAGUUGUUCCACAAUUUACUGCCAAAUGUGCCGGUUAGGAAACCAUCACAUAACAAAAACUUGGUGCAAUUCUAAUAUGAUUGAAAUAUAACUUUUCUAUUUCCUCUCAUACUUAAGUAUUUCAGAGUACUUUGCAGCUAGGAUAAAGAUGGAGAGGAAAUCAGUUCAACACAGCAGUGAUUAACAUUGACUUUUAUGCAUCAUAAUGUCUUAGUUACCUUCUGAGGGCUGUUUUGUAGAACACAGAAAUGGAAUUCUUGAUCUCUGAAACUCUGUCUCAAGUCAGCUUUGAAUAUUGAAUUUUUCAGUGAAUUGUCAGAAAAUCUAGAAGCAUGAUUCUUCUCACUCUGUCCUUUUUAGAUGCACAUGACUUAACCUAGGUCCUUGAAUGCCCUACUUCUAACUUGGGAAGCUUAAAAUUUAACACACCAAGGAAAACAGGCCAAAUUCUGCUCUUCACUACACAAGACACUGCAAGAAGCUGCCAGACAGAGCUGCUCCUAUAGAAUCUGUAACAGUUUUUUGUUCAUGUGUUUGUCUGGAUCUGUGUAUUAAAUUCUCCUUAUGGCAAAUCUUGUUCAUUGCUGAA
Parus major (Great Tit) is the source of this 1583-nucleotide messenger RNA. RefSeq names its product nitrilase family member 2 (gene NIT2). The record is from RefSeq and is a predicted model, not a curated record. Gene Ontology annotation, biological process: L-glutamine metabolic process; oxaloacetate metabolic process. Gene Ontology annotation, cellular component: mitochondrion. Gene Ontology annotation, molecular function: omega-amidase activity. NCBI's taxonomy places the organism in Eukaryota, Metazoa, Chordata, Aves, Passeriformes, Paridae. The coding region runs from base 76 to 924 and encodes 282 amino acids. The transcript is spliced from 10 exons.